Molecule: messenger RNA, 1368 nt
Organism: Talaromyces amestolkiae
Lineage: Eukaryota; Fungi; Ascomycota; Eurotiomycetes; Eurotiales; Trichocomaceae
Exons: 2
Coding region: 1-1368 (455 amino acids)
Molecular function (GO): NADP binding; glutamate-5-semialdehyde dehydrogenase (NADP+) activity
Source: RefSeq, a predicted model, not a curated record
AUGUCUCUGACAGAGUCAUCCGCCUCGGAGAUCGCACAAAGCGCGUCUAUUGCCUCUCGCCGACUAGCUACCAUCUCGAACGAUGGACGCAAUUUCGCAUUGACUACGCUCCACGCUGCCCUGUCCGAAAAGCGUGAUUAUAUCCUUCAGGCCAACACGAAGGAUGUCGCCCUGGCGACUCAGGCAGCGGCAAAUGGCGAACUCAGUCAAAGUGUCUUGAAGCGGCUCGAUUUGACCAGACCCGGCAAAUACGAUGAUAUGUUGAGCGGUAUCUUGAAUGUGAGAGACCUUGAAGACCCAGUUGGUAGGGUUACGAUGCGAACGCUUUUGGACGACGGACUGGUUCUGGAACGGAUUACUUGCCCUCUCGGAACACUUCUCAUAAUUUUCGAAGCUCGCCCUGAAGUCAUUGCCAAUAUCGCUGCUCUAGCGAUCAAGUCUGGAAAUGCAGCUAUUCUCAAGGGUGGAAAGGAGUCCACCGAGUCCUUUAUUGCUAUAGCAGAAGUCAUCUCAGCAGCUCUCUCAAAGACUGAGAUUCCUAUUCCCGCCAUCCAACUCGUCAAAACUCGGGAUAUUGUCUCCUCAUUGCUCUCACAAGACACACUCAUUGAUUUGGUCAUCCCCCGCGGGUCAAAUGAGUUGGUGCGAUACGUGAAAGACAAUACGAAAAUACCCGUGCUUGGCCAUGCUGAUGGUCUCUGUUCUGCAUAUAUCCACUCCGAUGCUGACGUUUCGACCGCUGUGAAAGUCAUCAUUGAUUCCAAGACUGAUUACCCGGCGGCCUGCAAUGCCUUGGAGACUCUCCUCGUCCACGAAGAUGUUCUCGAAAGCAUAUUGCCAGCCGUUGCUGAGGCCCUGCUCGCAAAGGGCGUUUCCCUUCGCUGCGACCAAGCUUCCAAAGCAGCUUUGACCAAGUCUCUUACACCAUCACAAGCGGCUCUUAUACAAGACUCUGUCGAGCAAGACUAUAAUACGGAAUUCUUAGAUCUGAUACUCGCCGUCAAAACGGUCCCUACGCUGUCCUCGGAAUCGUCCGCCGUCCAAGCAGCUAUUGCCCACAUCAAUGCACAUGGGUCCAAGCAUACCGACAUUGUCCUUACUACCUCUAGGCAAGUUGCUGACACUUUUAUGGCCGGCAUUGAUAGUGCAGGUGUCUACUGGAAUGCAUCCUCACGCUUUGCGGACGGCAUGCGGUAUGGCUUUGGCACGGAGGUGGGCAUCAGUACAAACAAGAUCCACACCAGAGGACCCGUAGGAUUGGAAGGGUUGACCAUCUACAAAUAUCUUAUCAGAGGGGAAGGUCACAUUGCAGCGGACUAUGGCGGGKCAGGAAAUAAGCAGUGGAAACAUCAAAAGUUGGAGAUCUAG